This is a messenger RNA of Capsella rubella, 1289 nucleotides long. RefSeq lists its product as uncharacterized. The transcript has 2 exons. NCBI's taxonomy places the organism in Eukaryota, Viridiplantae, Streptophyta, Magnoliopsida, Brassicales, Brassicaceae. The coding region runs from base 71 to 1174 and encodes 367 amino acids. The record is from RefSeq and is a predicted model, not a curated record.
UUUUUAUAUACAUGUCACUGAGUAAUUUGAUAUCCUUGAUGGUCACAUAACCUAAUCACUGAUCAGUGAAAUGGCGAUUGGAUCAUCAAGCAGAAGCUUAGCAAAGCCUUGGCCUGGAAACAGGCUUCUUCUUUCCUCUAGCUUGAUCAUCAUCGUUGGAAUAAUAUUGGCCUUCACUUAUCAGUCAAUCUUGAAACCUCCACCACAGAAGCUAUGUGGCUCUCCCGGUGGUCCACCGAUCACAGCGCCGAGGAUAAAGCUGCGAGACGGGAGGUAUCUGGCUUACAAAGAACAUGGACUCCCGAGAGACAAAGCUAAACACAAAAUCGUAUUUAUCCAUGGAUCCGAUAGCUGUAGACACGACGCCGUUUUUGCCACUCUGCUCUCUCCGGGUUUAGUUGAAGAACUAAGCGUGUAUAUGGUUUCGUUUGAUAAACCGGGUUAUGGAGAGAGCGAUCCGGAUCCAAAUCGUACUCCAAAAAGCUUGGCUUUAGAUGUUGAAGAGCUCGCUGAUCAGCUGAGUCUAGGAUCGAGAUUCUACGUGAUCGGGAACUCAAUGGGAGGACAAGCGACGUGGGGUUGCCUCAAGUACAUCCCUCACCGGUUAGCCGGAGUAACACUUGUUGCUCCUGUGGUUAACUUUUGGUGGAAGAACUUGCCUUCGAACGUUUCAACUCAAGGUUUUAACUUGCAACCAAAGAGAGAUCAAUGGGCGGUUCGUGUUGCUCACUAUGCUCCUUGGCUUAUUUACUGGUGGAACACACAACGUUGGUUCCCGGGUUCCAGUGUCGCCAACCGAGAUCUUGGUGUCUUGUCCCAGCCUGAUAAAGAUAUCAUUUUGAAGCUUGGAUCAUCGAGGAAACCGCAUUGGUCAGAAGUAAGGCAGCAGGGAAUACAUGAGAGUAUUAACCGUGACAUGAUUGUGGGUUUUGGAAAUUGGGAAUUUGAUCCUGUAGAACUCGAGAAUCCGUUUUUGAACAAAGAAGGUUCUGUUCAUUUGUGGCAAGGAGAUGAGGACAUGUUAGUGCCUGUGUCAAUGCAACGUUACAUUGCACACAAGCUUCCUUGGCUCCACUAUCAUGAAGUUCCGGGAAGUGGCCACUUCUUCCCCCGUGCUAAAGGUAUGGUUGAUGACAUUGUUAAGACACUCUUAACCACCUAUUCCGAUAAUUGACUAAGGUAAGAUCCCAGUGUAUCAAAGCCCAAAAGAUUAUGGGUGUAAUGGAUUUAUGUAAUAGAUUGUUUUACAUUACGAGAACAUAAUAAGAAAGAAGUAAGACUUUUUACAA